GUAAUGAAAAAAGACGACGAAACCACUAAUAGUUGCAGUGAUGAAGUAACAGACGACUCCAGCGAUACAAAAGCGCAAGGGGAGCCCAGCAAAGCACAACCAAACGUGGUAAUAUGUGAGAUAUGUGGUAAAACAAUGCUACCCACCUACUACCAGGGCCAUCUGAACGAACACAAUGGGCUUAAACCUUUCGCCUGUGUCGCGCCUGGCUGUAGCAAAACGUUUUCCUGUCGACAUGGACUACGCCGCCAUAGCUACUAUCGGCACAGUGGGCAAAUGUUCCUCUGUCAGGAGUGUGGUAAAGCAUACAAAUCAAAGCUGGAACUAAGCACACACCGGCUGCAUGUGCACACGCGCGGCAAAGCGUUCGGUUGUGAGGAAUGUGGAAAAUCGUUCGUAACCAGAUCAUAUUUAACAACUCAUCGGAAAGCACACACGGGCGGACCACAGAUACAGUGUUCGUACUGUCCAAAGAUGCUGUACAGUAAAAAGGGAUUAAAACAUCACGAGCUGCUGCAUACGAAUGAGCAGCUAUUUGCAUGUGCGAAAUGUUCUAGUAAGUUUAGCACCAAACGGCAAUUGGAUGGUCACGUACAGCGAGGGUGCGCAAACAGGGGGAGUGGGCAUUCAGCAAACAGUUAUCAGGAGCGAUAGUAUGGAUAAAGCACGCGAAACACCUUCCAACAUGCCGGCCGAUCCAUCGGCGAACAAGGCGGCCGAAGCGUCGGCUUCCUCGGGCAUUGCGAAGCUGACGAAGCGUGCCGCCAUUACGCAGAUUAUAGCCGCGGUCGUCGCUAACAUUACGAUCAUAUCGUCCGGCAUGGGCAUCGGUUUUCCGUCGAUCGCCAUGAUGGAGCUGACCAACUCCACCACGUCCGUGGUGCUGACCGAGUCGGAAGCGAGCUGGUUUGCAUCCAUCACCUCGAUCAUGUGCCCGUUCGGUGGGCUACUGUCCGGCUAUCUGCUGGAUAAGGUCGGCCGCAAGCGCACGCUCUACUGCAUCAACAUCAUCUCGGUCAUCUCGUGGGCCAUCAUGUCGUUCGCCAGCCGUACGGACGCAUCCGUACUGUUUGUGGAGCUGAUCGUUGCACGUGUCAUCAUCGGUAUUGCUAUCGGGCUUUCCAGCACGCCGGCCUCGGUGUAUGCCGCCGAAGUUGCACACCCACGGCUGCGAGGCCGUCUGACGCUGCUCACGGCCGGCUGUACCGGCAUUGGAAUGCUGCUGGUGUACUCUUUAGGCUACAUGUUCAAGGAGGACUGGCGCUACGUCUGUACGAUCUGCGGCGUGUUUACUGGCGUGUCGCUGAUCACCGUUAUUCCCCUGCCAGAGUCACCGAGCUGGCUGGUGGGCAAGCGGCGACCCCAGGACGCAGAACGCUACCUGAAGGUGAUACGCGCCAUCAAGGAGGACAAUCAUCCGGAGAUCAAGGCCGAGAUCAAGUCGCUCGAAGAGAAUGUGGCCCGGUUCCGGUCGUCCGAGACGAAAAAGUCCUCCAAGCUGGUGCAGCUGAAGAAGCCGGAAGUGUACAAACCGCUCUCGAUCAUGUGCAUCUUCUUCCUGUUUCAACAAUUCUCCGGCAUCUUUGUCAUUAUCGUGUACGCGGCCAGCUUCUCCGUGGAGGCAGGCGUUGCGAUCGAUCCGUUCCUGAGCGCGGUGCUGGUAGGGCUGACGCGUGUCGUCACCACCAUCCUGAUGUCGUUCAUUUCGGACAAGUUCGGUCGCCGACCGCCGGCCCUGUUCUCCGGGUUCGGUAUGGCGUGCUGUAUGUUUGGGCUGGCGGCGUGUGCCGUGUUCCCGGUGGCCGACACGCAGUACAACUGGAUCCCGACCGCACUGCUGGUGGCGUUUAUCUUUACCGCUACGCUUGGCUUCCUCACGCUGCCCUUCUCGAUGAACGCUGAAGUUUAUCCGACCAAGAUCCGUGGCUUCGCGUCCGGGCUGACGAUCUUCUUCGGCUACACCAUGUCGUUCAUCAUACUGAAGAGCUACCCGACGAUGGUCAAUGCGAUCGGUAAUGAGAAUGUGUUCCUGUUCUUCGGACUGGUCGCCCUGCUGGGCAUCGUGUUCGUGUACUUCUUCCUGCCCGAAACGAAGGGCCGAACGCUGCAGGACAUUGAGGAUUACUUCCGUGGCGGCAAGGAGGCAAAUGCGUCCGAAGUAGACAAGCAGGCCUCGAAGGCGUAACGGUCCCGACAGCGGGGGGCACCUGGGAAACACCGAGGGAGUUUUAGAUAAGCGAAACCACUAGUCUGUGAUAGGAGGAGUGCGGUUCUUUUCGGAGCGGGUGCGGCUUAAUUCGGAGACAAAAAAAAAUACUGUUGACAUUUUAGAUCGAUAAGCAUUUUACAAUCUCACCAACGCCACUGUAUUUAAGGGAGAAAUGAAAAUAAAGUGUUGUAGACGUGUUGAAGGCGCGUUUAGUAAAAGGAA
Messenger RNA from Anopheles coluzzii, 2431 nucleotides. Its product is annotated as facilitated trehalose transporter Tret1-like. Lineage: Eukaryota; Metazoa; Arthropoda; Insecta; Diptera; Culicidae. Gene Ontology annotation, molecular function: transmembrane transporter activity. Gene Ontology annotation, cellular component: membrane. The coding region runs from base 524 to 2185 and encodes 553 amino acids. The record is from RefSeq and is a predicted model, not a curated record. The transcript is spliced from 6 exons. Gene Ontology annotation, biological process: transmembrane transport.